This is a messenger RNA of Mus pahari (shrew mouse), 2467 nucleotides long. RefSeq names its product syntaxin 6 (gene Stx6). NCBI's taxonomy places the organism in Eukaryota, Metazoa, Chordata, Mammalia, Rodentia, Muridae. The transcript has 8 exons. The record is from RefSeq and is a predicted model, not a curated record. Gene Ontology annotation, cellular component: membrane. Gene Ontology annotation, molecular function: SNAP receptor activity. Bases 192 to 959 code for a protein of 255 amino acids. Gene Ontology annotation, biological process: Golgi vesicle transport; intracellular protein transport.
GGAGGUGCCGGGGGAGGAGGCUGCUGUGGGGGGCCGGCUUGGAGUGGGAUUCGACCCGCGGCGCUGACCGACUGCUGGACCGACGGCCGACGGGCACCCGGGUCUGCGCGCACGGCUGCUCCGGGUCGCCCCGGCCGAGGCGCUGGCCACGGUAGACCUCAGGGAGGGCUCGGGCUGCCGGGCCGGGCGCCAUGUCCAUGGAGGACCCCUUCUUUGUAGUGAAGGGAGAGGUACAGAAAGCAGUCAACACUGCCCAAGGAUUGUUUCAGAGAUGGACAGAGCUCCUUCAGGGCCCCUCUGCAGCAACAAGGGAAGAAAUCGACUGGACCACCAACGAGCUGAGGAACAAUCUCCGCAGCAUAGAGUGGGAUCUGGAGGACCUCGAUGAAACCAUCAGCAUAGUUGAAGCAAAUCCUAGAAAAUUCAACUUGGAUGCAACUGAAUUGAGCAUAAGAAAAGCCUUCAUCACAAGUACUCGGCAAAUUGUCAGGGACAUGAAGGAUCAGAUGUCAGCUUCAUCUGUGCAGGCACUGGCUGAAAGGAAAAACAGACAGGCACUACUAGGAGACAGCAGCAGCCAGAGCUGGAAUGCUGGAGUGGCAGAUCGCUAUGGGCGCCUUGACCGGGAGCUACAGCUAGCCAACUCCCACUUCAUCGAGGAGCAGCAGGCACAGCAGCAGUUGAUUGUGGAACAGCAGGAUGAGCAGUUGGAGCUGGUCUCUGGCAGCAUCGGGGUGCUGAAGAACAUGUCCCAGCGCAUUGGAGGGGAGCUGGAGGAACAGGCAGUCAUGCUGGAUGAUUUCUCUCACGAGCUGGAGAGCACUCAGUCUCGACUGGACAACGUGAUGAAGAAACUUGCAAAAGUGUCUCACAUGACCAGUGAUCGGCGCCAGUGGUGUGCCAUAGCCAUCCUCUUCGCAGUCCUGGUGGUCGUGCUGAUCCUCUUCCUAGUGCUGUGAUCGUGGCCCCGCCUCAGGCACUUCUGCACGAGGACCCAGGGGAGAGGAGAAGCAAGCACUCCGCCACUUACAUUCCUCUCCCAGAAACACACCUCUACCCCGCUUCCUCUGUGACUCCAGCAUUGAGACAGCCCUCUCUCCCAGCGCUCAAAGGGCAAGCUUAGAAGAGGGAAGAGGUGACCACAUGCCUGGCUGGAUAGCAGAAGCCCCAGCUGCCCAUUCUUCCUGAGGACAGCAAGCCCCCGCUUUGCCUUACUGGACCUCGCUCCUUGAGGAAGGAAGGACUCGGAGUCCUCAGAAGAACUAACAGCCCCGUUUACUCCGUUGCUCAUUCUGCUGGUCUCUGGCAGCCUUUCCUUCUGCUCAGACCCUUUCCCAACUUCGAUGGGUGCCACUCUCCCUUCAGAAGAAGCCUGGCAAGAAUGAGGGCAUCUGGGGAUGUACGUUUCUCAUUGCUGUUAUGUUUCUCAGCCCUUGAGAGCUGGCUGUUGCUGAGAACAGAAGGCUCAGAAACACCUCGUGACAGAAAUGCAGUGUCUCAUUUUGCUGGGUAAGAGCUGAGAUUAAACUGCUUUUCCGGGUGUUUUUGUGGCAGGGAUAAGCAACAGGAAAUAGUGAAAUCCCUUGGGGGUGCGGGUGCAGAUGACAAAAGGCUUUAAUAAACUGGAGCAGUUGAGAACAGCAGCACCUGUGUUGGUCUAGCCUAUGGAAGGACUGGUGAUAUCUCCCAGGGCCUGGCCAGAGCUGCUGACCUAGUCUGUCCCAGGGCUGUCUCCUUAGAGGUGCAGCUUACAAAUGUAGAGCCCCUUGUACAGCACAGCAAUGCUCAGCUGGGUGGGACACGCCUUCUUCUCUGAUGCUUUUAUGCCGAUGGCACUCAGAGAUGAGGUAGGAGGGUCAGCACAUCUGUUACAUUUAUGCAGAAACUGUCCUGACGCAGAAAGGCUGGUUCUGAGCCAGAGGUCCCUUACUCUGUGAGUAAUAGCAUGGAUGGGGAGGAGAACUUGGUACUCUGUUCUCUAAGAACAACUUGACUUCAUCGUCCAUUGGAGUUACUGAGGGAGUCCAAAUUCCCUGACAGAUGGUUUAUUGGGUUGAAGUGGCUGAAACUGCUAACACUACACUUCAGGCUUCGGGUGACGGUUCCCAUACCUCAGUUGUGCUCAUGAAUGUGGGAUUUCUCAGAAUGUCCCAAAAUGCAUAGUCUGGUAUUGCCGUAGCCGACAGGACCAGAGCCAGCCUUUCCCAUUGGAGGCUGCCGCUCAGGCGUCCUCUGUGCUGGGAAGAGCGGCAUCUGAACAGGUCCGAUCUUUAACCUCUCUUGCUUCGCCUUUCUGUGCAUCCCUUAGCAUGCCAACUUAAAAAAACAAAUCCUGGGUUGUUCGUAUUCCUUGGGAUUUUGACUUUUGGGUCCCCUUUUUGUUUUGUUUUAUUAUUCCCAAUGAUGUGCGUGCGCAGCUAACUUUUAAAUUGCACUUUUAAAUAAAUAUUUGUAACAAUUUUUAAAA